Molecule: messenger RNA, 2505 nt
Organism: Odontomachus brunneus
Lineage: Eukaryota; Metazoa; Arthropoda; Insecta; Hymenoptera; Formicidae
Exons: 2
Coding region: 1623-2255 (210 amino acids)
Source: RefSeq, a predicted model, not a curated record
UCUAUAAUACAAUGCGACGCAAAAUAACAGUGACACAGCAUACGCGCGAUUGAUCGCACGGCGAUCAACGGCCGGAGCAGAAAUUGUAGUUGGGGAAUGAAGUUGGAAAUCGGCGGAAAUGGAAGCUCUUUACGAAGAUCGCCGUCUCUUGCGCGAAAGUGCUCGCAAUUCCGUCGGAUUUAUACGCGUUACAUAAAGUAACCGCGGUCAUGCAUUAUGGUAGACGGCGCGAGGUCGCGCCAAGGAUAAAUGGGUGCACUCUACUAUUAGAAGCUAAGAGCACGUAGUAACAGCGGCUCCAUUCCGAGUCCCGCGUGCGUCAAAAUCCGACGAUUAUCCCUACGAUUGCCUCGUUUCAUGCUGACUGAAAAGGAGAAAAGGUUGAGGAAUGGAUAAAAGAAAAAGGCCAACCACUUUAUAUUCUGAAUACCAACAUCUUCCGAAAAAGGAGCUACGGAGAGAAACAAAGAAAAAGGAAAGAAAAAAAAAAUAUAUAUAUAUAUAUAGUAAAUGUUUACCUUUACACAGCCAGCUUUAAAUGAUUUCAAAGUAACCUAGAUGUUGACUUUGACCCUCAAGGAGGUUAAUGCUAUUGACCUUUAUCGGCGUUCAUUGUUUGUUAAAAAGUUAUUAACCAAAAAAGUUUUAGAAGUUGAACGUAAUUUUUGCACACGGUGUAUAUGGAAAUACGGAAAUAUUUGCGCAUCUUCUAUAGUUUCAGAAAUAUUAAUAAAAAAGGUAACACAGUAAGGUAAUUCAGUUUUUACUUUCACAUACUUUUAUAUACUUUUAUAAACAUAUAAGGUGUAGUAAAAAAAAAUCCAUUAUUUUUGCAUGAAAUUUAUUUAGCAGGCUUUUAGAAGGCUUAUUUAGCAUAGUUAGAAUGAUCCGAUUUAGGUCAAAUAUGCACCGUUUUGUUCGAUAAUUUGUUGCCAUUUUGAAGGUAAUUCCAUUAUGCCUCUCACACACACAUACACACACACACAUACACACAAUCACACACACAUACUACUCGCCCGCAUAUCGCGCUCGCCCGUCCGCCCGGGCGAACUCGCGGUGUGUGCGUGUGUCGUAUUAUAUUUGAAGUUUUAUAAAUACACACUUUUUUUAAAUAAUAUAAACACGGCUAUAUGGCGGUCGCUUAUAGUUUCCGAGAUAUUAAUAAAAAAGAUGUUUGUCUCUAGCCGACUACGCCCCCCAGACCGCCGCUCAGCGGCGAGGGAGGGGAAGGGGCCACAUCUAUCGUACUUAAGCUAAAGAGUGAGAAUUUCUCACAAAAGUUUGAGAAAAAGUGUGUAUCAAGAGACGCGGUAGCGUCAAAUGAAUGCGCAAAGCGAGGAACGGCGUGAGAGCGGCCGCGAAUAACACGCCUAGUUCAGCGCAGACAAGAUUUCUCGUUCGACUAUAACGGCUAAUCGGAUGAAUUUCUAGAUAGGCUCUAUCGAUUCCUUGGGAUAGAUUUGCUUAAGGAGGUUUAUCUGCUACCGUGUUAGUCAAAGGUAUGCUAAACAAUUUGACUAGCGUAGUAGAUGUAUAUGCGGCAACGCUGUUGAAUACAAGCGAGAGCUUCUGCUCGCUCUACUAAAUCGCGUACGUUACCUCGUGCUGUCAACAAUAACAAAAUGUCAACUGAAAAUGAGGUUAAAAGAAAAAGAUUUUAUUGGAAAAAUAAGCUUGUGACAGAAAAAGUUUAUAAAAACCGUAUACGAUUGAAGGAAGUUGGAAAAAACUUGCAAAAAGUUCGCACUCGAUGUGAAGGUAACCUUCAACCACGUGAAAAUGUUCGAGAAAAGAAGACAUUAGAGGGACGCCGAAUUGUUGAUCUGAAUUCUCUUGGAAAAAAUUUGAUUUGUCAAUCAUGUGGUUCAAUUUUGUCUUUAUUAGACAUAGAAGAUGAAGAGUGCAAAGGCUUAGCAUCAUUAUUCACCAUCAAGUGUCGAAAAUGUAGUAAAAAAACAAGAGUUGCAUCUGAUAAACAUCACGUUUCAAGCACAAAUAACAAGGAAUCAAAUCAUUUUGAUGUAAAUACAAGAGCUGUGAUAGGAGUAUUGAACUCUGGGUCUGGCAAUACACAUUUAAACAAAAUCUUGGCAGCCUUGGAUGUUCCUCUGCUUCAUCCAAAUGUGUACAAAGUGCAUGAGAAAGAGGUUGGACGUGCAAUGGAAGAAUUAGCCACAGAAAGUUGCAAAGAAGCUGCGAUAUUAGAAAGAAAUUUGACAAUAGAGAAAGCAGAUGAAUUGAAACUGUUGUUGUAAGUGUUUUAGUAGAAAGCGCUAUACGUAUCAUCUAUACGUAGGCGUUGAUGCUAAAAAUUGUAAAAUUUGAGAGUAAAAAUGUUUUUUUUUAUAAAUAAUUUUACAAUUUAAUAUAUAAUAUUGAGUAAUCUCUCUCUCUCUGUGUAACUAGAGAUUUAUAAUUAUCAUCAAAUAAUCGUGCAUCUACAAAUUUUUCACUAUAAUUAUUUACCAAAAAAUUUUUUUUAUAAUAUUUAAAGUUUCAUCAUAG